UGGAGUGGUAAGUAUCAUGCGCACUGCCCUGCCUCAGAUGUCCGCGGGCAUUCCAACAAGUAACACGUAUACUGGGUGUGACUCUUGAGUUCACCUUCUGCUGUGAACUUUUUCCUCAGCUAACACAGCUUACGUUCUCUUAGGCAAGAUGACCUACCGCCUGCUGUAUCUGAACAUCCGGGCCCGCGGGGAGCCCAUCAGGUGGGUGCUGCGGGCGCUGGAGGUGGAAUUCGAGGAAGAGCGGAUCGAUAUGUUCUCCGAGUGGGGGGCCAAGAAGCAAGACUUCAAGUGGGGCCAGACGCCGGUGCUGGAGGUGGACGGGGAACAGCUGGGACAGACGACGGUGAUUUGCCGCUAUCUUGGAGAAAAACACAACAUGGCGGUGGAGGAUCCCUGGAUCGCCAGUCGCCUGCAGGAGGCCGCCGAGUACCUCCAUGAUGUGUCCACCCUCGCUGCCUUCGCCUUCUACUUCAGGAUCAAGAAUGAUGAGGAGCAGAAGGAGUUCUUCAUGGGCAGAGUCCGGGAACGUGCGGCGGUGGUGGUUAAGAAUCUGGAGAAUUUAGUCACCGACGAGGCGGGCUGGCUCCUGUCGCCAAAGAUGACGUGGGUGGACGUGUUCACAGCAGCCUAUCUAGACCAGUACGUGGACAUGAUAGAUGGCCUGCUGGAGGAAGCCCCCAAACUGCAGGAGAUAUUAGGGCGGGUGCGAUCCCUGCCGGCUAUCCAGGAGUGGAUCGAGGCGCGCCCUCCCCUGCACGAAUUCGAGACCAACGAGGGACUAUGAUCGCCCCCUGCAGAACGUGCUGGGCGGCCCGCCACGCCGCUCAGGUGUCACGUAGGAGGGGUGGUAGGAUAGGCCUGGUGGCUUGGGACGGAGCAGUAGUUGGUGGAGAUGGUGGUGGUGGUAUAUGUAACGGUGGAAGGAAAUGGUUUUGAACUACGAAAGAAUUUAAGCAGUAAGAUUGAUGUGUGUGUGUGUGUGUGUGUGUAUAUAUAUAUA
Portunus trituberculatus (swimming crab) is the source of this 1000-nucleotide messenger RNA. Its product is annotated as glutathione S-transferase-like. NCBI's taxonomy places the organism in Eukaryota, Metazoa, Arthropoda, Malacostraca, Decapoda, Portunidae. Gene Ontology annotation, biological process: glutathione metabolic process. The record is from RefSeq and is a predicted model, not a curated record. The transcript has 5 exons. Gene Ontology annotation, molecular function: glutathione transferase activity. Bases 149 to 784 code for a protein of 211 amino acids.